CACAGACGGUUGUUUUCCACUAGUAAGAGAUGAAGAAACAUUCAAAUGUGUCCCAGGAAAAGAAUAUACGUUAUCAAUGUCACAGUUCAUCAAUCAUGAAGCUCUACAAGAUAAUUUCAAGUCAAAUUCGCAGAAUGAAAUCCACACCGCAAUGCUGGGUCUGCAAUUUCUUCAAUUCACUCUGAUUCUGUUCAGUUUAUGGGUAAAACUGCGCCGUGGCUGGCUGCAAUUCUUGCUAAUCCUAGAAGCAAUUGGUUUUCUUAUUUCCAUGAGUAUUAUGAUUGCUGUGAUGAUGUUUUCCACAAGUAAUCCAAACUUUCAAGCGAGUAAUCUGAAAUUCGUUGGAUUUAUACAUGAUUUAGGUCAUAUUAUGUUCUGGGCUGCAAUUACAUCUCAUGCAUCCAACAUAAUCAAUGCAACAAGAAUAAUGUGGCUUGGAACAGUGAUGCCAGCAGGCGCAAAUCCACAUUCAACCAUUCUCUUCACAUACGGUGUGAAACUCUGCAAAAUAGCCAUGAAUAUCAUCUACAACAAGUGUCUCUUGAAUGAUUUUGUAAAUUACCAUGAAAUUGAUGGCUCGCAAUGCUGGAUUGUUUUACAUGGACAAGAUAUAGACUACACAAUCAUGUUCGAUGUGCUUGGAAGGUUUCAACAGCCACAUCUAUGGUUAAUCUUUUAUGUCAUCUCGAAGGUGCUCACCACAUGGGUGGACAAUGCAGCAACUGCUUCACUGAUCAUGAUUGCCUUUGUCAAUGAAUACAAAUGGAUGGGGUAUUGGCCUGCGAGUGUUGCAACUGCUUUCAGCUUGAUUAUGUUUCUAAUUAGUAUUGUGCUCUUCACACCGUUCAAAAGUGGCAUGUAUUUCAUCUGGCAUCAUUAUGAGUGUGCAUUUCUAUCGACAUUCACUUUGGUUCUCACCAUAAUCACGUUUAACUUCAUUUAUUCAAGUAAUGUGAUUGCAAAUGAUUACUUUUUUAAGUUUGAGAUGUUUCCGACGAAUGUUUUGAUGACACAUAUGAAUUUAUCAUCAAUUAUUAUCUGGUUUUCAUUAGCUGCUGUUAUCUGUUCGUUGAUUUUUGGAACAGUUGAUGAAUCUUACAGUAACAAAUCAAGUGUGAUUAUAUUUACAAUCCUGUGCAUCACACCGUUGUUUUUCAUGAUGUUUAGAUACAUUUCAUCUGGUCUUAAGAGUCGUUAUACCUUUGUGGAUCGUCCAAUGCCUACAUGGGGAUCAACAGAAGUUGAUGAGUUGAAUUUAAGGAAAUUAUUCAUUCCACAACGCGAUAUUAAAUAUCGACAUAUCGGUGUUGUGUGCAAACACAAUUGUUUACCCAAUUCAGAAACUUUUGGAAAAGAACUGAAAAUAACAGAUAGAUAUUAUUACACACAGAUUUUAGAUCUGGUUGAACGUGAUUACAACAAAUAUAAUUUCCUGUUAAAAGUUCAUGAUAUGGAUAUAGAAGCAUUGCGCAAAGAAAAAACAAGAUAUGAGAAGAAAUCAUUGUGUUUUGAGAUAAUGGCGGACAACGAAGACGGUGAAGUUACAAGUAUUGAUGGAAGAAACUACGGAUUACAAAUUACUUCGAUGGGAGGACGUUAAAACCAUGAUUAACCUAUAUUUAUGCCUAUUUUCCUAUAUUUUAUAAUUUAUAAAACUCAACCCUGGAAUUAUCCCUAGUCCCAAUUAUAUUUCCACCUACACAUGGUGAUUAUCUUAA
This is a messenger RNA of Dalotia coriaria, 1718 nucleotides long. RefSeq lists its product as uncharacterized. Bases 77 to 1600 code for a protein of 507 amino acids. The transcript is spliced from 6 exons. Lineage: Eukaryota; Metazoa; Arthropoda; Insecta; Coleoptera; Staphylinidae. The record is from RefSeq and is a predicted model, not a curated record.